Messenger RNA from Nerophis lumbriciformis (worm pipefish), 2054 nucleotides. RefSeq names its product neutrophil cytosolic factor 2 (gene ncf2). The record is from RefSeq and is a predicted model, not a curated record. Gene Ontology annotation, biological process: superoxide anion generation. Lineage: Eukaryota; Metazoa; Chordata; Actinopteri; Syngnathiformes; Syngnathidae. Gene Ontology annotation, molecular function: superoxide-generating NADPH oxidase activator activity; protein binding.
GCAUGGGAGUUAAAACUCACGGUCAUAGUAAGACCAGCAAUUCCCUUAUGUGACUUUUUUAGUGGCAGCUAUGCUGAGAUGAUAUCAGAUAUAUUGAGUCAUAAAACGUCCAUCAUGGCUUUUUUGGACACUCUGCGUCAGUGGGACGAGGCUAUAUCGUGUGUUGACAGACAAGAUUUGAAGCAAGCUCUCGAGAUUUUCUUGUCCAUUGAAGACCCCAACUCCAAAAUCAGCUUCAACAUCGGUUGUCUUCAGCUUGUGGAGCAAAAACUGGACGCUGCUGAAAAGGCGUUUGAUUUCAGCAUUUGCAAAGAUGAGCAUCUGGCCGUAGCGUUCUUUCAAAGAGCAAUCACCUUCUACAAGAAGCAGAGGUUCCAGGAGAGUGUCAGUGACUUCCAACUUGCCCUGAAGGCCCUGAGGGGCAACCAGCUGAUUGAUUACAAAGCACUUGGUCUCAGAUACAAACUAUACGCAUGUGAGGUUCUUCACAACAUGGCCCUGGCAGAGGCUCACUUGGGUCAGUGGGAAAGAGCCCAGAAGAACCUUGUGAAGGCUCUUGAGUACAAGACUGACAAUAAGCUCAACAUCUUGGAUCGAGCCAUGCAGUCCAUCCUGAAACAGAACAUUUUCAAAGCAGUAGAGUUUCCUUCCACUGCGCUCUUCAGACCAAAUAAAUAUUAUGUUGCUCAGCUGGACAAGAAAGACUACCUGGGAAAAGCCAAGGUGGUGGCCUCUGUUAUCCCCCAGGAUCACUUCUCUGGAUUUGCACCGUUACAACCACAGUUUGAAAAGGGACCUGAUACUCCUAAGGAGCCUGAGGUGCUGAGAGCGUUGGAAAGUGAAGCUCACAUCGUUCGUUAUGAGUUUCUUCCUGAGACAAGUGACGAGCUGGCUGUUGUCCCCGGCAACAUUGUGUUUGUUCUGCAGAAAGGUUCUGACAACUGGGCCUCAGUCGUCUUUAACGGAAGAAAGGGACUUGUUCCUUACAACUACCUUGAACGUUUGGAAAUGUCUUUAGGCGCUAAGCAGACGCAGGAAGAAUCUCCGAGUCGGGAACCACCAAGCAGGCCAGAAAGGAAACAAGGUGUUGGAAGUACUGAUGACAUUUCUGUCAGAUGUAACAGCAGCAGUGCAGACGUGGAACCCAAGGAAGCACAGCCUGCUGACAGGUCAUGUAUCGUCAAAGUGUACGGCACCUUCAACGUUGCAGUACGUGUAACAAGCGACUGCACGUACUCCAUGUUGGUAGAGAAGAUGAGUAAGAAACUCAAACGGUCUUCUUCAUCCUUCACAUUGAGUUUCACUUCAGAGGAAAACACUGUUCUAAGCAAAGACACCGACAUGGUGAGUGUGUGGAGUCGCACUCGUAACAGAUGUCUCAAACUGUGGUGUCACAUCAAAGAGUUACAGGAUACAGAGAUGAUUUUUGUGGCACGUCACUCUUAUGAAUCGUCUAAUCCUGAAGAUCUGACUUUUAAUAAAGGAGAUACUAUCACUUUGAUCAGUAAAGUCAAUCAGGACUGGUUGGAAGGAUAUUGUGAAGGAAACACUGGAAUAUUUCCUGCUUCUUUUGUGGAACAACUUUCUAUCAAUCAAUGAUGUUUGCAGAGAUAGCGCCAUCAAACUUUUCUUUUCCUUCUACAGUCUGUUCGCACCACUACCACAUGGGGUCGCUGUUGCAAAUUUCUGUAGUUAGAAUCUUUACAUACAUGGACAGAUUUCAUCAAACUGCUUUAUGUUUAAGUUAUAAAAUAAUAAAUCAAGUGAAAAAUUAAUUUCCAAUUCAGAGCAUGGAAAUACAUCUGAAUGUCCAAAGAGACAAUUAUGUACUGUAGUGUAAUUAUUUACAGUAAUGUGAUCAUGAAGCUGCUCCUUCAUCUUCGUAGGCGAUGGCAAUGCCCUUCCUGCCCGCCACAGCUUUCAUCACAGGCGUUUCUCCCAACUUCUGCUCUAAUCCUCGCCAACUGCGAUUGGCCAGAAAAGAUGCUGCAAAUAAAGAAAGUAUUUGUUGGGCUUUGACUGUAUUACAAUAAUAAACACAUUUUCAAAAUGCA